AUGUAAGAAACACCUUUAAAAUAUAUGAUGGCAGACUAAUAUUAUCUAGAUCAUUCAGAAGAAUACUCUUCAAUUCAAAUCUAAGAAAAUCAAUUCUUGGUCAAUCUUAAUCAAAAUGAUGCCCCAAUAUUUCAAUCUAAAUUAAUCAAGAAUCCCACUGCCAGUCUUAUUGGAAAUUAUUGUUUAACCAGUAUUAUAAUAUUCAUAUUACUUUUGAUUCAUCUAUCAUAGUAAUCCACUAAAUUGAUCCUUUAUUUGCUACCAUCAGAGUUUUUAAGGAUAAAUUCCUUAAUAUUUUACAUGAAUUCAUCAAAUAUGAAGAAAUGUUUGACCGCCAAAACCCUUUUUAAGAAUAUUUAUGCUAAAAUCAAUAUAUAAGAACACAUAUUGAUAAUCUAAGCGAUAUUAAAUAUAUAGAUGAUUGUAUUUACAUCUCUUAUCCAUCCUAGAAUUAUAUAUAUAAUUAAAUAAAAACAGAUUAUUUGAAUACUUAGAUCAAAAAUAUGAUAGUUUAGUGAAAUAUAUGCAUUCAGAUGGAGUGUUCUAAUUGCAAUCAUGUCAUUCUAAAGAAAUUGAAGGUAUCACUAUCAGAUUAUUAAGAUUAUGAACUGUAAAACUGUAAAUUAUUUUAUGAAUAUAUUGGUAAAGAUUUAUUUUUAGAAUAUUAUGAAUACAAGUAGACUUAAUUGUGUGAAAAAGUAACAACAAUGACUUUCUCAACUCAAUUCUGUACUCAACUAACCAGAACUUUAACUUUGAGUAAUCAUUCAUUUAAAGAAUAAAUUGUAUUGAAAGACUAAGGAGAUGUCACAUAGAUAUGA
Paramecium pentaurelia is the source of this 821-nucleotide messenger RNA. The record is from the annotation of a GenBank genome assembly. Lineage: Eukaryota; Ciliophora; Oligohymenophorea; Peniculida; Parameciidae.